Molecule: messenger RNA, 337 nt
Organism: Staurois parvus
Lineage: Eukaryota; Metazoa; Chordata; Amphibia; Anura; Ranidae
Source: the annotation of a GenBank genome assembly
CCCUGCACAUCUUUGGAAAAUGCAGCUCACACGGGAACCUCGGUUCCCAGUACGGUUGUGUUUUCCAGUGCGGGCGGCGUGCCAUUAGAAGUAAUGGCUCCCACCCGCGGGUCCUCAUUUCUCAGUGCUGAUUUUCGUGCGGAUCCGCAGCGGCACCACCCACACAGAUGUGAAACCUAGGAGCAGGGGUAGGCAACCUGCGGCUCUCUAGCUGUUGAACUACAUUUCCCAUGAGGCAUUGCAGCAUUACAAAACUGACAGUUACAGCUAUGACUUGCAGAGGCAUGAUGGAACUUGUAGUUCUGCAACAGCUGGAGAGCCGCAGGUUGCCUACCCC